This is a messenger RNA of Mandrillus leucophaeus (drill), 3140 nucleotides long. RefSeq names its product myosin binding protein C, fast type (gene MYBPC2). Gene Ontology annotation, molecular function: protein binding. The transcript is spliced from 26 exons. The record is from RefSeq and is a predicted model, not a curated record. NCBI's taxonomy places the organism in Eukaryota, Metazoa, Chordata, Mammalia, Primates, Cercopithecidae. Bases 46 to 3024 code for a protein of 992 amino acids.
GCGGGACGCGGCUGCGGUCAGAGGAGCGGGAGGAGGUCCCCCGACAUGCCUGAGGCAAAACCAGCGGCCAAAAAGGCCCCUAAGGGCAAAGAUGCCCCCAAAGAAGCCCCCAAGGAGGCUCCCCCUAAGGAGGCUCCUGCAGAGGCCCCCAAAGAAGCCCCACCCGAGGACCAGUCCCCGACUGUAGAGGAGCCUACUGGCAUUUUCCUGAAGAAGCCAGACUCUGUAUCAGUGGAGACUGGGAAGGACACAGUAAUUGUGGCCAAGGUGAACGGGAAGGAGCUUCCGGGCAAACCGACCAUCAAGUGGUUCAAGGGGAAGUGGCUGGAGCUGGGCAGCAAGAGUGGAGCCCGCUUCUCCUUCAAGGAGUCCCACGACUCCGCCAGCAAUGUGUACACCGUGGAGCUGCACAUCGGGAAGGUGGUACUGGGGGAUCGUGGGGAUUACCGCCUCGAGGUCAAAGCCAAGGACACCUGCGACAGCUGUGGCUUCAACAUCGACGUGGAGGCACCCCGUCAGGAUGCCUCUGGGCAGAGUCUAGAGAGCUUCAAGCGUAUGGGUGAAGGGAAGUCGGAUACUGCAGGUGAGCUGGAUUUCAGCGGCCUGUUGAAGAAGAGGGAGGUGGUGGAGGAAGAAAAGAAGAAGAAAAAGAAAGAUGACGAUGACCUAGGCAUCCCCCCGGAGAUCUGGGAGCUCCUGAAAGGGGCAAAGAAGAGCGAGUACGAGAAAAUCGCCUUCCAGUAUGGCAUCACCGACCUCCGGGGCAUGCUGAAGCGACUGAAAAAGGCCAAGGUCGAGGUCAAGAAGAGUGCAGCAUUCACAAAAAAGCUGGAUCCAGCCUACCAAGUGGACAGAGGCAACAAGAUCAAGUUGAUGGUAGAGAUCAGCGACCCAGACCUGCCCCUCAAGUGGUUCAAGAACGGCCAGGAGAUCAAACCAAGCAGCAAGUACGUGUUUGAGAACGUUGGUAAGAAGCGAAUCCUCACCAUCAACAAGUGCACGUUGGCGGAUGACGCUGCCUAUGAAGUAGCUGUGAAGGAUGAGAAGUGUUUCACUGAGCUCUUCGUCAAAGAACCUCCAGUCCUGAUUGUCACACCUCUCGAGGACCAGCAGGUGUUUGUGGGUGACCGGGUGGAAAUGGCAGUGGAGGUGUCAGAAGAGGGUGCCCAGGUGAUGUGGAUGAAAGAUGGUGUGGAACUGACUCGGGAGGAUUCCUUAAAGGCCCGGUACCGCUUCAAGAAGGACGGGAAGCGCCACAUCCUCAUCUACUCAGAUGUGACCCAGGAGGACGGGGGUCAUUAUCAGGUCAUGACCAAUGGCGGCCAGUGUGAGGCCGAGCUGAUUGUGGAAGAAUGCAUGAUAAUCUCCAUGACGCCCGGAGAGCAUCGUGCUGUCCAGGGCUUCCUGGCAAUAGCUCUUAGUGGGAUGUUCCACAAGCUGGUGAUCGAUGACGUCCGCCCAGAGGAUGAGGGAGACUACACGUUCGUGCCUGACGGCUACGCCCUGUCGCUCUCGGCCAAACUCAACUUCCUGGAAAUCAAGGUGGAGUACGUUCCCAAGCAAGAACCACCAAAAAUCCACUUGGAUUGCUCCGGGAAGACCUCAGAGAAUGCGAUUGUGGUUGUGGCUGGAAACAAGCUGAGGCUGGACGUGACCAUCACAGGGGAGCCCCCUCCCGUCGCCACUUGGCUGAAGGGAGAUGAGGUAUUCACGACCACCGAGGGCAGGGUCCGCAUCGAGAAGCGGGCGGACUGCAGCAGCUUUGUGAUUGAGAGCGCGGAGCGGACAGACGAGGGCCGCUAUACCAUCAAGGUCACCAACCCCGUCGGCGAGGAUGUGGCUUCCAUCUUCCUGCGGGUUGUGGAUGUCCCAGACCCCCCGGAGGCCGUGCGUAUCACCUCGGUUGGAGAGGAUUGGGCCAUCCUUGUCUGGGAGCCACCUAAGUACGAUGGGGGGAAGCCGGUCACCGGGUACCUCCUGGAGCGGAAGAAGAAGGGCUCUCAGCGCUGGAUGAAGCUGAACUUUGAGGUCUUCACGGAGACCACCUAUGAGUCCACCAAGAUGAUCGAGGGCAUCCUGUAUGAGAUGCGUGUCUUCGCCGUCAAUGCCAUAGGGGUCUCCCAGCCCAGCAUGAACACCAAGCCUUUCAUGCCUAUUGCACCCACGAGUGAACCCCUGCACCUGAUAGUGGAGGAUGUGACAGACACCACCACCACACUCAAGUGGAGGCCUCCGAACAGGAUCGGGGCAGGCGGCAUCGAUGGGUACCUGGUGGAGUACUGCCUGGAAGGCUACACCCACCUGGCUGUGCCCUCAGACAGCGCCACGAUCCCUGCUCCUCUGUGCCAGCCUUGCAGGAGAGCAGAGCUUGAGAGCGUGCUGGAGUCAGAAAAGGCUGGGCCCCCUAUAAACGUGAUGGUGAAGGAGGUGUGGGGCACGAACGCGCUGGUGGAGUGGCAGGCCCCCAAAGAUGAUGGGAACAGUGAGAUCACGGGGUAUUUCGUCCAGAAAGCAGACAAAAAGACCAUGGAGUGGUUCAACGUGUAUGAACGUAACCGGCACACUAGCUGUACUGUGUCCGACCUCAUCGUGGGCAAUGAAUACUAUUUCCGAGUUUACACUGAGAACAUCUGUGGGCUCAGUGACUCACCUGGUGUCUCCAAGAAUACGGCCCGCAUCCUCAAGACAGGAAUCACCUUAAAACCGUUCGAGUAUAAGGAGCAUGACUUCCGGAUGGCUCCCAAGUUCCUGACGCCUCUCAUAGACCGGGUGGUCGUGGCUGGGUACUCGGCGGCUCUCAAUUGCGCUGUCAGAGGCCACCCAAAGCCGAAGGUGGUCUGGAUGAAGAACAAGAUGGAAAUCCGCGAAGAUCCCAAGUUCCUGAUGAACAAUUACCAGGGGGUCCUGACGCUGAACAUCCGCCGCCCCUCGCCCUUCGACGCUGGGACUUACACCUGCCUGGCCGUCAACGAGCUGGGCGAGGCGCUGGCUGAGUGCAAGCUGGAGGUCCGAGUGCCGCAGUGAGACCUAUCCACUACCUGCCGAGACAGUUGGUGGCGGAGUCCUGACCCCAAUCCCCAGCCUCCCGGGACUGUGUUCUUUCUGGAGUUUUUGCUGAGAACAAAAUAGUGUUGUCUGGA